Molecule: messenger RNA, 1299 nt
Organism: Drosophila ananassae
Lineage: Eukaryota; Metazoa; Arthropoda; Insecta; Diptera; Drosophilidae
Gene: Dus4
Product: tRNA-dihydrouridine(20a/20b) synthase [NAD(P)+]-like
Exons: 1
Coding region: 5-1225 (406 amino acids)
Biological process (GO): tRNA processing
Molecular function (GO): tRNA dihydrouridine synthase activity; flavin adenine dinucleotide binding
Source: RefSeq, a predicted model, not a curated record
UCAAAUGCACGUUUUAUUUGUUUACAAUUUUGAAAGCAUGCUCCUACCACAACAAAGACCUCACCACGACAUAGCUGCGCUUUUUGCGGCCCAACCGGAAUUCCUCCGGGUGAGCGCCCCAAUGGUCCGCUACAGCAAACUGGAGUUUCGUCGCCUCGUCCGGCUCAACGGCGUGCAGUUGGCCUUCACGCCGAUGAUGAUUUCCGACUCCAUCAACAAUAGUGAAAAGGCGCGUCAGAACGAGUUUACCACGGGUCCGGACGACCAGCCUCUGGUGGCCCAGUUUGCGGCCAAGGAUGCCACCGAGUUCGUCACCUCGGCGCAGCUUAUUUACCCGUAUGUAGAUGGCAUCGAUCUCAACUGCGGAUGUCCCCAGAGCUGGGCCAUGGCGAAGGGCUAUGGCUGUGGUUUGCUUCGACAGCCGGAAGUUGUGCGUGAGGUGGUGCAGCAGGUACGACGUACGCUGCCCUCUGACUUUAGUGUCUCGGUGAAGAUGCGUCUACUAGGCGGUGAGAGUUCCCUGGAGCGGACCAUUGAGCUAGCGCGACAGCUUGAGCAAGCAGGAGCUACCUUCCUCACUCUUCACGGCCGGACACCGGCACAGAAGCACUCCAAGGAUACCCUGGACAUCGGUGCCAUGUCCGAGGUGCGUCAAUCACUGCGAAUUCCACUGAUAGUCAAUGGUAAUGUGGAGAGCUGGGCGGAUGCCUGUGAGCUGUCGGAGAAGACAGGUGCCGCCGGUGUGAUGGCUGCCCGUGGCUUGCUUGCCAAUCCAGCUCUCUUCAAUAGUGCGUAUCCGGAGGCCACUACUACUCCAUCAGCCUGUGUGCAGCAAUGGCUAGACAUCGCAGAAGCUGCAGGGGAAAACUUGCUGUUCCAGUGCUUCCACCACCACCUGACCUUCAUGUGGAGCGCCGACAUGAAGCGAUCUUUGCGAGUUCAGUUCAACAGCUUAGCCACAAAAUCGGAGGUUCUGGACUUCCUGGAUGAUCACUACAGUAUUCGUCCUUCCGGAAUAUCCCCGACACCAGCGAUAUACACCCCCUGUUCGUACACCCAUUUCACUCCACCGAAACAUGCCCGGCAUAUCGCCGCCGAAAACGAUGAGCAGGAGUGGAGUUCGAAGAGCGACGGCAAAUUCUUUACGGAAUUCCGAAAACACCAAUUGACUGGAACCGGUGGCGAAGACUUGGAACUGGGGGGUCUUUUUGGCGAGGAUGAGUAACUUCGAUUUCAAACUCCAGUAGUUUUAAAUUUCUGUCCUAAAGUUUGUAAAUAAUAAACACAAAUUAAGGCUUG